Messenger RNA from Echinostoma caproni, 3174 nucleotides. Lineage: Eukaryota; Metazoa; Platyhelminthes; Trematoda; Plagiorchiida; Echinostomatidae. The record is from the annotation of a GenBank genome assembly.
GAUUACCCCAACUCGCGUCAAACUCCCAACCUUGAGUACCAGAGAAAUGAGCCGUUCACCUUGUUUACUAAUUUUUCUGUUAUAGGUUUGGCUGAACUCGCUCACAGAGAAUAUCAAGCUGGUGACUAUGAACAAGCCGAACAGCACUGCAUGCAACUUUGGAACCAGGAUCCAGAAAAUACAUCAACAUUGUUGCUUUUGAGCUCCAUAUACUUCCAAUGUCGCCGAAUGGAUCGAUCCGCUCAUUUCAGUCAGUUGGCAAUCAAAAAGAACCCUCUGAUGGCUGAAGCGUACUCAAACCUUGGUAAUGUUUACAAGGAGCGUGGCCAGUUAAAAGAAGCGAUCGAUAAUUACAGACACGCUCUUAGGAUCAAACCUGAUUUUAUCGAUGGCUACAUCAAUCUCGCUGCGGCCUUAGUCGCGGCUGGUGACAUGGAAUCUGCCGUCAGCGCCUAUGCAACUGCGUUGCAAUAUAACCCCGAUCUUUACUGCGUGAGAAGCGACCUUGGCAAUCUGCUCAAGGCACUUGGGCGCCUGGAUGAAGCAAAAUCAUGCUAUCUGAAAGCUAUCGAAACCUGUCCAACAUUUGCGGUAGCAUGGAGCAAUCUGGGAUGUGUGUUCAACGCCCAGAAUGAGAUAUGGCUGGCUAUUCAUCACUUUGAGAAGGCUGUAACAUUGGAUCCGAAUUUUCUGGAUGCUUACGUGAAUUUGGGCAAUGUUUUGAAAGAAGCACGGAUCUUUGACCGUGCAGUUGCAGCUUACUUGAGAGCUCUCGCUCUCUCACCUAACAAUGCCGUUGUGCACGGUAAUUUGGCAUGCGUGUACUACGAACAGAAUCUGAUCGAUCUGGCCAUCGAUACUUACAAACGAGCAAUAGAGCUUCAAUCUAACUUUCCUGAUGCCUAUUGUAAUUUGGCCAAUGCGCUCAAGGAAAAGGGCAAGGUCGCCGAAGCAGAGGAGUAUUACAACACCGCAUUGAGACUUUGUCCUACCCAUGCGGAUUCGUUGAACAAUUUAGCCAAUAUCAAACGUGAACAAGGCAAAGCCGAAGAAGCUAUUCGACUGUAUGUGCGAGCACUGGAGAUAUAUCCGGAGUUUGCUGUCGCUCAUUCCAACUUGGCAAGCAUGCUCCAGUUGCAAGGGAAACUGCAAGAAGCCCUACUGCAUUACAGGGAAGCAAUUCGUAUUUCUCCAACGUUUGCUGAUGCCUACUCAAAUAUGGGGAACACGUUGAAGGAGUUGCAAGAUGUGCAGGGUGCCAUGCAAUGUUACCAGCGGGCUAUACAGAUAAAUCCAGCGUUUGCUGAUGCGCAUUCUAAUUUGGCUAGUAUUCUUAAGGACAGUGGUAAUUUGGCCGAGGCGAUCGCAUCGUACAAGACAGCGUUAAAGUUGAAGCCUAACUUCCCAGAUGCAUUUUGCAAUCUGGCCCACUGUCUGCAGAUCGUAUGCGAUUGGUCAGACUACAAGCACAGGAUGAAACGCCUAGUUUCAAUGGUGCAAGAUCAGCUAGAGUCUAAUCGCCUCCCGUCAGUUCAUCCUCACCAUUCGAUGUUGUACCCACUGACGCAUGAGCAAAGGAAGAAGAUAGCUGGAAAACAUGCCUCCCUGUGUUUGGAAAAGGUUUCUUUGCUGCACCAUCCGCCGUUCCGUUUCCCGAGGAAAUUGCAACCUGGACAGCGUCUAAAAAUUGGUUACGUGAGCUCUGAUUUCUGCAAUCAUCCUACAAGCCACCUCAUGCAAAGUAUUCCUGGUUUUCACGAUCGUGCGAAAGUGGAAGUUUUUUGUUAUUCUUUGGCACCGGAUGAUGGUACAAAUUUUCGUGCUAAAGUUGCCAACGAAGCGGAGCAUUUUGUGGAUCUUAGCGGUAUCCAGUGUCACGGCAAAGCCGCCGACAGGAUUGCUAGUGAUGGUAUACACAUUCUACUGAACAUGAACGGAUACACCAAGGGUGCUCGAAACGAGAUAUUCGCACUAAAGCCGGCCCCAAUUCAGGCGAUGUGGCUUGGUUAUCCUGGCACUAGCGGAUCGACUUUCAUGGACUACAUUAUCACGGAUUCGGUCACGUCACCGAUGCGCCUUAGUCAUCAGUAUUCAGAGAAGUUGGCCUACAUGCCGAAAACGUUCUUUGUUGGUGACCACUACCAGAUGUUUCCCCAUCUGCGUAACCGUGUGAUGUUGGAGAGUGCAGACGAUCCCAUCGGAUCUCGGCGAGCGACAGACAAUUGCAUGGUUGUUAGUGGUUUGGACAUCAAAGCACUACUCCAGGUGGCUUGUGUUCGUGAGGUUGCAUACGGUGGUCGUCUAGUGGAGACAAAUGGCAAUCAAAAGAAAGAGACCGCGUACUUCGUCAAGCUCACAGUCCUGACACUACCGUCGUUGCAGCCUAUACAGAAUAUGAUUCGUACAAACAGCCCAUCGUGUACGAUCAAUGACGUCACCAUCCACAACGGCUUGGUUACACAGCAAACUCAAUCCAAGGCAUCUGCGGGCGAAGAGGUUCCACGUGAUCUAAUCUUGACAUCCCGACAGCACUAUGGUUUGCCGGAAGACGCGGUGGUGUUUUGUAAUUUCAACCAGCUCUAUAAAAUUGACCCAUCAACAAUGCGCAUGUGGGUAGAGAUCCUGAAGGCUGUGCCAAAUUCUGUAUUGUGGUUACUCCGUUUCCCUGCGGCUGGAGAGGCUGGUGCUUUAGCUGCAGCGACAGAAAUGGGCUUACAGCAUGUUCACAGGCGCAUCAUUUUCAGCAACGUUGCACCGAAGGAGGAGCAUGUUCGACGCGGACAGGUAGCUGACGUCUGUCUUGACACACCUCUGUGCAACGGGCACACAACAGGGAUGGACGUUUUGUGGGCGGGUUGUCCUGUAGUGACUUUGCCUUUGGAGACUCUUGCCAGCCGCGUCGCUGCUAGCCAACUCCAUACUUUAGGAUGUCCAGAGCUGAUAGCUUCCAGCCAAGAGGACUAUGUGCGCAUCGCGAGCAAGUUGGGCAACAAUCGCGAGUACCUGCAGGCGAUACGGGCUAAGGUAUGGAAGGCCAGGGAAUCGUCACCUUUGUUCGACUGCCAUUAUUAUGCGUCAGAUUUGGAAGCAUUGUAUGCAAGAAUGUGGCAGAACUAUGAAUCAGGAGUAACGGAUCACAUAACUGAUUGGGAAAUUGAGGGUCCUCACAUAUGA